AUGACAUCGACCGCUUUAGUGUAUAUGAUGACACCAGGUUUGGCCUGUUUCUACGGUGGUCUUGUUGAAAGCAAAAACUUUUUAAAUCAAAUAUUUCUAUCCAUUGUCUGCAUGGCCAUUAUUCCAGUUCAAUGGUGUCUUUUCGGUUACUCGUUUGCCUUUGGUCCAGGAAAUUCAGUUUUCGGCUCGUUCAACUACGCUGCACUACGUUCGUUUGGUCUUAACAAUUUCUAUGGUGAAAACUCAGAUCCAAUGAACUCACUAACAAUUCCAUCAUUAACAUUUGUUUCCUUUCAAUGUGCAUUUGCUAUCAUCACUGCGGCAUUGAUCAGCGGUUCUGUAGUUGGCCGAAUGAAACUCAUACCGUACAUGAUAUUCGUUUUUCUCUGGUCAACAUUUUGCUAUGAUCCAUUGGCAAGAUGGGUCUUUUCCAGACAAGGUUGGCUCAACCGAAUGGGUACAAUCGAUUUUGCUGGCGGUAUAGUUGUUCAUUUUGCCAGUGGUAUAUCGGGGUUGGUCGCCGCUAUUAUUUUGGGCUCACGUUCACACUUCGACCCGGACGUGCUGAAAACAGGUCAAACACAUCUUCCCUUUACUAUGUUGGGCACUGGCAUGCUCUGGGUCGGUUGGAUGGGAUUCAACGGAGGAUCGGCAGUAGCCGCAAACGGUAUUGCUUCAUUAGCCAUCGUCAACACGAAUAUUGCUGCUGCAUCGAGCAUGGUUAUGUGGAUUAUUCUCGAUAUCAUAUUUGGCAAAGUGGCAGGCCAAAAUCUUGGUGUUGUUUCGGUUCCUGGUACCUGUUCGGCUACCGUUGUCGGACUUGUUGUUAUAACACCAGGUGCUGGCUACGUUCAGCCCGGCUACGCUCUGUUAAUAGGUCUAAUCGGUGGCUGCAGCAUUUAUUUGUUUCUUCUAGGUAAAAAACGAUUUUUUCAUGUUGACGAUUCCCUUGAUGUGUUUACCUGUCACGGCUUGGGUGGUUUGAUUGGAACUCUCCUAACCGGAUUAUUUUGUCAGACGGUUGUAAGCAGUGAGGUGAAGAAUGGUGCAUUAUACGGCAAUCCAGUUCAGUUGUGGCAUCAAGUCGCUGGAGUUUUGACUACCUGCGUCUUUUCAGCGGCCUGUACAGCUGCUAUUCUGCUACCUAUGCAUUUUACAAUUGGCAUUCGCAUCGAUCGACUUCAGCAAAUCCGUGGAUUGGAUAAUGUGAUUCAUGGAGUAAUCGACUGCGAACUUCCACAACAAAAACCACCAGUAAAAUUAUCAGUACCGAGACAAGACCGAGGCAAUUUAAGCGUCGAUACUAUGGUCCCGGUCACUGCAUAAUAGACAUCAUUUUCUAAAAUUUCUGUCUGUUGUUCUACUAUUUUGUCGUCAGUGAUGUGUAAAACUAAAUUGGAAACUAUUUUCAAACCCGAUUGAUAUUUAGAACAUCUAAACCGUGAAACUCAUCUGCAAUAGAUAUAAUGAUUUGUGGCAUGUCUCAAACGAAAAUUAGAAUCGAACCAUACCCAAAUCCAAAAAAUAGACCAUUUGGUGUUGUCUGCACGAUAGACGUUGUCUCGACGAAUGAACGCAUUUCGAGAUGUGAAAAUAUUUCUAAAAAGUCCAUAAAUUAUCAUAGAAGGAUCCUUGUGUUUCCUAUACUACUUGCCAGGAUGUGAUGGUUGGGCUUCUCUCCACGCACAGGAUGUGAGUGUGUAUGAAGGUUCCACGCGAGGGUCCUAGGAUUGGAGGAGAUGUGAGGAGGUUUCAAGAAAUCACGAUUGAGGGACGCAAUUUUUUUUUUGCAUCACAUCUUAUGUUAAUGUUUCUUUGUUGGCAUAAAAGGUAACUACUUUUCGCAAGCUUUUGGGAAAAUUUGACUUUUUCCGGCAAAUUUUCAAAAAGAAAAAGCAACUUCAAUGUACAAAAGUUUCUCAAUACUGUCGUCGUAGAAAACGACAAGUCUGGCGAAAACUGUUCUAUAUCAAGCUGUUUCGAAGGAAAGAUUGACUAAAAUAGGAAGUUUAUCGAAGUUAACUGCGAUUACAGAAUUGUCUUUUUUUGCGAAGCGAAAACAUUUCUCAGACGCAUCAAAAACUAUUUUUUUGUUGUGCUGUUCGAGAAGAAAAAGUGUUGCCAUAGCUUUUAAAGGUUUUGCCGCCGAAGGUGGUCACGCUAGUGACUGCUGUUAGGUAGUGAAGCUCUUCAAAAGAAAGACAUAAGUAUAAUUGCGCUAAAAAAAACAGAAAAAAUCAAGAUAACUUAAGGCCAAGUACACUUACGUAGUAGCCGCGUUUUCGCGAAGCGUAAAACUUGAACAUCCCUCAGAAUUUCUAUCAUAAAUUUCAAAAAAUGUUUAUUGGUUUUGUUGGCUACGAAUAAAUAAUUUUCAAUUAUUGGGGGGGGGGGGGGGGAGAUGUACACUUCCCUCUCCCACAUAUCCUCAACAUGAGUUCAUAUCGGGACAAAAGUUCAUCGGUCCUUUCACAAGACCAUGCACUAACUAAAGAUUCAAUUACAAAAAUAGGAGAUUUUUCGAAUGUAUUAAUUAAUAAUUCGGUAAAUAUUGUCGUUUUUCUACUGUGUUUAGAAGUUGCUUUGCAUUAUACUAAUCAUAGCACAUUUUUAUACAAAAACGACAAUUUUUCCGUGAAAAACAUUAAUUAAAGUGAGUAACUAAUUAUAUUCAGUUAUGACUAAUUAAUUCUGUGUGGAGGGGGUAGAAAUGUUCACCCCUAUAUGCUUCAGCACCCCUUUUAGAUCGUGUUUCACAAAGCUAAAAAUACGAGAGAAGGUAGCUAUUUUUCUAUUAACGAGGAAACAUAUGCAAGUGUAAAAUCGCUUUUGAGUCAGAAGUGGGCGCAUCAUGUAGGUCUUAGUGAGCUAUGAAUACCCUGAAAAAAGUUCGGACUGUUGGUUUAUUGCUGCCGAGAUAUUACAUUUUUACGGUAUUCUUUUUUAUCACAAUGCGGUGGUCCCCAUCAGGACUCUCAGAAAACCUAAGUUUUGAAUUUCGACCUGAAACUUUGCACAGUGGUAGACUAUAACGAGAAUAGUUUAUUGUGAAAGCUUCAGAUUUUUUGAUUCCUUCUAUUAUGAAACAAGAACGAAAGAAUAUAUCGGUGUAUAUUGAGAAGUAAAAACGUGCUGUUACCGUAGUCCUGUCUUAGGAUAGCAAGAAUAAAAUGAUCUGAAACUUUUACAAUAAACUCUUCUCAUUAUGAUCUAUCUCUGCGCAAAGUUUCAAAUCGAAAUUCGAAACUUAGUUUUUUGAGGGUCUUGAGGGGAACCACGGCAUUCUAAUAAAAAAUGUCGCAAAAAUACAAUAUCUUGGUAGCAAUAAACCAAUAGCCCGAACUUUUUUCAGGGUAUUCAUAGCUCACUAAGACCUACAUGACGAACAUACUCCUGAUUUAAAAGCGAUUUUACACUUGCAUACGCUCCCUCGUAAGUGUGACAGCAGAUUUUUUAUUUUGUUUCUUUGGUUUCUUGGUAACUAUAAGAGAUUAGCCAACGAUAUUUGGGUGUUUUUUUAGUUGACUAUAUAGUGUAUUUGUGGUAAAAAUUUUAGCUCUUAAGCAAGUAGUGUUCGAAAGAAAACACUAUUUUACUCAAAAUAUGUCACAACAGAGUUUUUUUGUAUCAAAAUAUUACGAUAGACUGAGAUGAUAGAUAUUUGGACGAAACAGAAUUUAAUUGUACCCUAUUUGACUUCAAUCGACUUCUCUCAGACUUGAAUACUCUUCAUACAUUAGAUGACCGAGAGGCCUGAGGAUGGAAUAAGAUGGGGUGUAGAUGAGAAUGUGAAGGUGUCAUCCGCACCCUCACAUCUUUAGGAUAUGCAUGUGUAUGUGUGGAUAAGGUUCUGCAUAUGCUCAUUAGAUUUUCCUUUUUAAAGCGUUUCGAUUGACAUAUGAUAACAAUAUAUAAAUACUCAUUUAGUGAUUUUAUUUUGUCAAAGUAUUUCUAAAGCUAUUUAUUUGAUUGUGUCAAAAAACUUCGGAAACUGCUUUUUCUCAAUAAAACUUGAUUUUUUCCGAAAUGAAAAACUGAUAGUUGGGAAAAUACUUGGUUUAUAUACAACCAAUGGAGCUCUAUCGAACGCACGGCUAAAAUAUUCUUCAUAUUCACUUUUAUUUUUUUCGAUUUUUUCCUUCGAACGGUACAAUACCAGCGCAAUUCACCCACAUAUUCUAUUUUUUUUUGUUUUUAUCAGUAUAAAUAGCGUUGAUCGAAGCAGACACAAUAGAAAUUUUUUACAAUUAUAUUAGCGCUAUAUGUAGUUAAGAAAAUACAAAUCACAUUAUUCACCAAAUUUGAGUUUGUUGAUCAUAUUAUAUGUUCAAAUUGGAUUGUCAAUGUUCAAUUAUUAAUAAAUCACACGUUCAUUCACACAGCAUUGAAGAAUCAAUUCAAUAUUAAGGCUUAAUUUAAUACUUUUCUUUAGGCUAUACCGCUCGGCUAGUUAUGUGUGGGUGAUCAUGUCUUUUCAUCUACACCAAUACCCACACCUAGGAGUGGACCAUUGACAUUAAUUUAAAAUUUAGUUUUAAUUUAUCACUUAACACUUAACAUUAAGUCUUAAGUUUUUUCUAUGAAAUACUUAAUUCAUUAAUAUUAAGUGAUUAAGUGAUUGAAAUGAAGAAAAUAUUAUUUUAUUUUGAAUUCUUUAUCAAAUAAAAGUUAAUUUAAAAUAUACUAAGGCUAAUCCCUAUAAUUUUUCAAGAGCUAUCUAAAGAUGAUCACCAUAACUCUUUAAGGUUUGUCUACACUGAAAAAGAAGGUACCGUACGAAACCCAAAAGAGUUCCGAUUUUUGAAACGAAAUCGAAACCCGUUAAAGUUUCAUAUCCCCAGGGUUUCGUGCACAUCUUUUACUUUCAUUGCUUGAAAAUACGCUUCCAUGCAUUCGCUUCUUAUUACGUUCCAGGCACUACGAUUCCGUUCAUCCAUCCACACUCAAGCACAACCUCAGUUACCUAUAUUUCGAAUCCCUCAUACCUAUUCGUAACCUCUUACUUCUAUAUUCAAGUUACUAUAAUUGUCCUUAACCCUUAUAUGUAUCGUCAAUGUCCUAUAUCUAUAUCUUAACCUUUAGUUCUAUCGUUAACUUCCUAAAACUGAAUCAAAACUCUCAGAUAUCUAUUCUUAACUGCUUAUUUCUAAAACUACAUCCUUGUAUCUAUCGUUACCCUCUUAUUCGUGCAUAUAAUUCCUUAAAUCUAUCAUUUAACCCCUGAUAGCUAUAUCUUUGCCAUUAUAUCUAUUCGUAACUGCUGAAACCUGAGUCUAUACUAUUAUAUCAAUCCCUAACAGCUUAUUACGGUUUGUAAAUCUUCAUAUAUAGUCUCAGCCAUUUGUAUCUAUAUCUAAAUCCGUAUAUUGAUCAUUAACUGCUUAUCCAUAAAUCGAAAUGCUUAUAUGCAUCCUUAACAGCUCAUUCUUAAGUGAAUUUCAUGAAACCUAUUGUUCAUCUCAUUAUUGCUAAAUCAAACCUUUAAAUCCAUCCUUAACUACUCAUUCCUAAAUUUAAACCCUUAUGUCUAUCAUUACAACGUUAUUUCUAUAUCUUAAUGUAUUUAUCUAGCUGUAAGACCUUAGUUCUUUGCCGAACAGUAGUGCUCAUCUGUGAUACAUGAAGUCUGAGAGCUGUCGUGCAAUAUCUAGCAUGAAUUGUAGCGUUUAUGUAAAUACAGCAACACACCAAUGAUGUCAGAUCAGCCCACUGUCUGAUUGAAGAACAUGUGUUCUUGGCAUAGAUGGUAUAAGGAAAAAGCUUGGUUUCCUGCGAAAUCUCUAGACAGUCAGACCUUUAGAUGGUUUGGUAAGAAACUUUUCCGACUAGGAAAGAUGACUUAUGGUUUUCACGAAACUUGAUUGACUACGAAACCUUAAAAGAUUCUGUCGAAUCGGACGAUACCUGAAAAGGUUCCGUACAUGAGGACGAAACCUCAAAAGUUCGGUAAUGUAUUUUUUUUUCAGUGUAGACGUAAUCACUAUAAACUUUUGAAGAUUGCCUGGUGUUCUUCCUGAAGUAGGAGAAUAUUUGAUAACACGGCUGCAUUAAAAGGCAUUUUAAGUAGUUGGGUGUGGGAUGUGGGUGGCGUGUGGGUGUGGGGUGUGGAUGGGGUAUGGGUGGGUAUGCGUGUAGGUGGUGUAGAUGGUGUGGGUGUGGGUGGUGUGGGUGUGGGUGUGAGUGGCUGUGGGUGUGAGUGGCUGUGGGUGUAGGUGUGAGUGGGUGUGGGGUGUGGGUGGAUGUGGGUAUUGAGUGUGGGUGUGGGUGUAGGGCUGAGUGUAGAGUGUGGAUGUGUAUCGGUGUGUGGGAAGGCUGGUGUCUCCAUUUCUACAACACACCCACAACCCACACCCACAACCCACACCCACACCCACACCCACAUCCACACACACCCACACCCGCACCCACACCCACCCACAUCCACACCCACAUCCAUCCAUAUCCGCACCCUUUCCCGAGUUCUAAUAGAAUAAAAAAAAAUAAUCGUUCUAAUCGGAAAUUUUCUGAAUGUUCGAUUCUGUAGAUAAUUUCAAUCUCGCUAUUUUAGUUUAAAAUGCUGUUUUGGUCGAGUGACGAAAUCUUUAAAAUACCAACAGUCUUAUUUAAGCUGACUCAUCGUCU
This is a messenger RNA of Rotaria sp. Silwood1, 6621 nucleotides long. The record is from the annotation of a GenBank genome assembly. Lineage: Eukaryota; Metazoa; Rotifera; Eurotatoria; Philodinida; Philodinidae.